Messenger RNA from Diabrotica virgifera virgifera (western corn rootworm), 5937 nucleotides. RefSeq names its product protein odd-skipped-like. Gene Ontology annotation, cellular component: nucleus. Gene Ontology annotation, biological process: embryonic hindgut morphogenesis; embryonic pattern specification; embryo development. The transcript is spliced from 3 exons. Lineage: Eukaryota; Metazoa; Arthropoda; Insecta; Coleoptera; Chrysomelidae. The coding region runs from base 245 to 1147 and encodes 300 amino acids. The record is from RefSeq and is a predicted model, not a curated record. Gene Ontology annotation, molecular function: DNA-binding transcription factor activity, RNA polymerase II-specific; RNA polymerase II transcription regulatory region sequence-specific DNA binding.
UUCCUAGAGUUUUUCUCGCAGGCGGCCAAUCACAGAGCGAGAAACAAAAACGAAAGGCGGAACCGAACAUCGGCUACUAGAUCGACCAGUGGCACCAGUAGGUAGCGUAGAUAUCAGUUCACUGUAGUAAGUUGUAACUGACACUCGCUAUUUUAGUAUAGCCACCGCUAAUCCAUAUAUACAGAGUGUUGUAGAAAUUUACGUGUUCGUGAUUGUUGUGAUUUAUGGACAGUUACCUUCGGAAAUGAAUCAGUUUUUAGAGUGCGACAAGCAAGUACCUCCAAGAGUCUACGACUUCGCCCAAAUAAAGCAGGAAGCAGAUAGCACGUCUCCAUUGCUGACGCCACCACAUACUCCUACAUACUGCACAAUGUCUCCACCAUUAGUAAACCUCCCAUAUCACCAAAAUUGGUACCGAACAGAACCCAUCGAACCAGCAUUUUCGACGGUGCACUCCUAUAAUGCAGUUUUCAUGAACCAUUGGUUCCGAAACGCAGCGAUGUACCACGGUAGAGACCAGUUUCAGGAUAUGAACAUACCAAACAGACCACCAACUGGACCAAAAACGUUAGGCACGAGACCGAAGAAGCAGUUUAUUUGUAAAUACUGCAACAGGCAGUUUACCAAAAGUUAUAAUUUGUUGAUUCACGAAAGGACCCACACAGAUGAACGGCCCUAUUCUUGUGAUAUUUGCGGGAAAGCGUUUAGAAGGCAGGACCACCUUAGAGACCACAGAUACAUCCACAGCAAGGAAAAACCAUUCAAAUGCAACGAAUGCGGCAAAGGUUUCUGCCAAUCCCGAACCCUAGCCGUACACAAAAUACUCCACAUGGAAGAAUCACCACACAAAUGCCCAGUAUGUGCCAAAUCGUUCAACCAAAGAUCCAACCUCAAAACGCACAUGCUGACCCACACAGACCGACCCGUAGAAUGUAUGCUGUGUUCACAAUUUUUCGUAAGUUUCACAGACCUCAAAAGUCACGAGAUUUCCCAUUGUCAAGGGAAAUCUUAUGAUUUACAAAUUCCUAGUUUAGUUACCGCUACCACUUCUUGUUUAGAUUUAACUAAGAAAAAAGUUAGUGAAGAUAGUGUAAAAACUACUACUGUUAAGUUAGGGUUUUCAAUUGAUGAUAUUAUGAAACGAUAAGUAGCUGGGUUUUUUGUUUUAUAACAGGUUUCCUUAAACGUAGUUUUGAAGGAGAAGUAGGUGAAAUAUCUGCAUAAAACUUAAAGAGAUGUCAAAUAUAAUUAAAGUUUUUGUUUCAAAAAGAUUAUACUAAAUUAAAGCAUGACUAAACACCUAACACGGUAAACUGAAAAGUGACUAAUGUCUUCCUCAACAUCUUGCCUUAAAAUAAUAUUAACAAUGUGUUAUAAUACUGUUCCUUUAGCUGUAGGGCUUAAAAAUCUUACACUUGAAUAAUCUAUCCAUCUUAUACUCGAACCAGAAUAUAAUUGGAUCGAUAAAAGUAUGAGUGAAGAUCGCAUAAAAAUACAUAUAUAUUGGGCGUUGCAAACAGAAAAUUUUGGGGAUGUGCCCUCAGCUCUCCUCCGUUUGUGCUUGAAAGAUUGCACCUUGCCGCAGAUCUCACCUGGGCAAUAUAUACGCACAUCGACUAUGUUGAAUUCAGAUGCGGUUAAGUGCGUACCAGGUCUUCCGUGCUAGGUGAAAUCUAAAAAAUCUCUCCCUGAUGCAAGGUGUUCUCGUAUUUGGUUUAGAUUCCCACCAUUUAUGGAUCCAUUAGGAGAUAUUUGAAACUAAUGGCUGCCGUUCCUAUGGAGAUUUUCAUGAGCACAGUCGAGCACAGCAUCUUUUAUGUAUCGGCAGCGUCAGCAACGUGUUGUUAAGGAUAUUUUUAUGUUCUUUGAUCAGAAGGUUUAGUCGGCAAGUGUGUGGGGGUGAAAUGUCGCUCUGCUCUGCAAUGAUAGCCAAUGGGUUCUCAAUCGCAACUCCAGAGCGAUUAUUCUCAUGGUGUUAUUUAGGUGGACAUCAUUCUUUUGAACGUGCGACUGUUAAUAGAUUAUAUUGGUGCGCAAUAUUCAGCUACAGAAGAAACAAGAGCUAAGCCAAUGCUCUCAAUGUUGUGCCGUAGAGCUUCUGAAAGAUGUUAUUUCUGGUUUUUAGCCUCUCGGCAACUGUACUUAGAUGUUCUCUAAAGCUUAACGUUCUAUCCAAAGUUAUGCAUGCCUAAUAAGUAUUGUGGACGUUUAGUGUUGUUGAGUGGUCUACCUAUUAAAGUCUUCAGUUUUGAAAGUAACUUCCCAUAACUUUUAGGUCUUCCGUCAGAAUUUCCUUAGCUUCUUCUAUCUAAUGAUUUUGUUAUAAUAUGUUAUUAUAUGUAUGUAAUAUUUUUUGUUAUCUUAUGUUGGCAUAGCCAAACUCAAACUUUAUUGAUGUCGCUGUCGGUAUUAUCUGUAAUGGAAAGGUUAAAAAUCAGUGGUGCGAGUAACGAGCCUUGUGGCAGACCAUUUCUUAGUUUUCUGGGGCUGCUUGUUUCUGAUUCCAUAAUUACUUGAAAUAUUUUUUCAGUGAGCAUAUUUUCUAUUAAUCUGGUGGUGGUAAUAGCUUUGAGGAUUAUUGGGCUUAUUCUGUUAAACUUCCAAGUAUUUUAUACAUUAUAGACGAUAGAGCAAAUAUUGGACGACACUUUUUUGAGUAGUCAGGCAGUUACCCGAUUUUGGUAUUGCUAUAACUUCUGAAUGUUUAAAUUCACAUGUGAUGCCGGUUUAAAUGAUAUUUGUGAAGAAAUGCGCUAGCCAGGUUUUGUGUAUUUCCCGCAAUUGAGUAUUAAUUUGGGAUGGAUGCCGUGGAAACCUGGAAAUUUUCUUUUCUGGGAAUUUUGAUUUCAAGGUUUUUAAAGUUUCGUGUAUUAAGUUGAUCUCUGGUCGCUCUUCUUUAUAUUAAUUCUUCUGGUUACGUCAUCGUAACAAUAGUAGACGCUACUGAGUUUUUGUUGACAGUUGCUUUCCUUUGUUGAAAGCUUUUUAUUAAAAAGUUCCAAUAUAGAAAGGAAGAGAGGAAGAAAUAAUAGAAAAGAAAAACACCAGAAAUAGCAACAAUAAAAAAAUCAUAUUCGUCUGAGUUCCACAUGAAAAGAAUUUUUACGGAAGUGUGGGUAUGUACCUAAUGCUUAAAUGUAUAUGAUUAUUUCCAUUGUCAUUGGAAACAUCUUGCUUAAACCGAUAUCAAGAACUAAAUACUUAAAAAAAGGUAGAAUGUAAGCCAGAUUUAGCCUUAAUAGUGAAGAAAUAUAGUGGAACACCGCAUCUCGCCAGGCAUGUCGCUAUUUGUUUUUCAGUAUGCGAUGGUCGUAGCGAUGGUAGUAACAAUGUGCCAGCGACCUCGAUUUUAAAUCGAGGCCCUCGACCUCGAUAUUUGACCCUUUGCUUCGUUAUCCAACGUAUUCGCUUCGUAUCUGCUUAGUGUACAGAUAGCGAAUGAUCGAUAACGAAGCGAAGGGUCAAAAAUCGGGGCCCUCGACCUCGAUUUUUGACCCUUCGCUUCGUUAUCGAACGUAUUCGCUUCGUAUCUGUUUAGUGUACAGAUAGCGAAUGAUCGAUAAUAUAAAGCGAAGGGUCAAAAAUCGAGGUCCUGGCGAGGUUCGAUGCUUCAAUAUUUCUAAACUUUUUUAUUGAUUUCAUUAUAUCAAUUAUAGGUCUGGAUCCCGCGUAUGAGAAAAAAGUUGAUUAAUAGCAAGCUGAAAAUUUGUUAAUAGCCUAAAGGAGCCUAAAGGUCUGACAAACUUUGAUAUAUGGGAACACUGGAACAGGGGAAGUUUUAAUUGUGGAACAGGUUAAAAAUUUGGAACGGUCAUACCACGAAAACGGCAUAUUUAUUUUGUCCGACAGAACAGACUUAAACUCUCCGAACAGAGAUUAAACUCUCAUGCAAAAAUCAGACUGCUAUUUAUCACCUGUCAUAAUUCCUGUCAUAUGACAUAUUCUAGAUGUUCCACUCAUUAAAACGCCCAUUUGGUGAUAAAUAGCAGUCUGAUUUUUGCAUGAGAGUUUAAUCUCUGUUCGGAGAGUUUAAGUCUGUUCUGUCGGACAAAAUACAUGUGCCGUUUUCGUGGUCUGGCCGUUCCAAAUUUUUAACCUGUUCCAUAAUUAAAACUUCCCCUGUUCCAGUGUUCCCAUAUCUCAAAGUUUGUCCGACUAGACACCCUUAAGCUAUUAACAAAUUUUCAGCUUGCUAUUAAUCAACUUUUUUUUCAUACGCGGGAUCCAGACCUAUUAUGAAAAACCGAGAUUGUUCAUUUUAUUGGAUACAUAGUAAGACUUCAUUUAGUUUAGUAUAUAUAAUUAACAUUUUUAUGCAGAUCUUUCUGAACCCGUCAUUUCUCCUUAAGAACCCUCAUUUUACCAAAGAUGUAUGUAUUUGUCUACCUCUUUAGAGACUGAAAAGGAACUAAAAAUGUUACCUUUGAGUAGAUCUCAUACUUAAAAAUAUUAAUAUAUCUGUUAACUGUGGAUACAUGAAAAGACCAACAAUUUUCCAAUUAUAAUCAAAGUAUUAAUUAAUAAUAUUAAGUUUACCAUUUAAUUGAUUUGUUUGUCUGUUCAUAUCUUCGCAUUUUAGUUUAUAGAAAAAUUUUGUUAUAAUGUAUGUCUUAAAAAAAUUAUAGGAACGCUUAUCACAGAAUAUUAAACCAUAUUCACUAACUAUAUAGUGCAAUUCAACAUUUUUCAACAUCCAUCGUAACAUUUGCAUUUCAGUUACCUCUAUCUUUUUUUCCUGAAUUUUCUUCACCGGACCACACUUAAGCCAAGCGUCCACAGAUCCGCAUCGUACGCAACGGAUUUUAGUUUGCCUUACAAUGAUUGCCGAUAAUGCGAUCCGUACGAUGCGGAUCAGUGGACGCGGUUACAUAAGUUUCUGUACAAGGCAAACUAAAAUCUGUUGCGUACGAUGCGGGUCUGUGGACGCUUACCUUAAACCGCCGUUGUCGUACAUCAACGCAGGUCCCAUCACACUCUUGUAUAUCUUUCCUUUCAGCCCUUUCUCAAUUUUUUUAUCACAGAGUACUCCGCUCAUUCGUUUCCAGUUGUACCCUGUAGGUAAGUGUCCAGGCUCCAUCUAGUGUCCAUUUUUCCGUUAUGUAGGAGCCAAGGUAUUUAAAUUCUCCUACUCGUCAUAGUUCAUAGUCACAUCUCCAAGCAAUUCUAUGCCACCAACCAUUCCUGUUUCUCCCAACUAGAUAUAUUUCGUUUGACCUGCUAACGCUAACCUUAAGUCCUUCUUCUUCAAUAUCCCUUCUUCAACCCUCCAACUUUUUCUCCAAUAUUUCUUUGCCCUCAUCUACUAACAGGAUACCAUCAGCAAAGAGCAUUGACCAAGGAGUCCUCUUCCUCACCUUCUCAGUCACUGCAUCCAUAAUAGGAUUAAAUAGGUAGUGACUCAGUGAACACCCUUGGGAGUUGUAGAAAGGGAUUUGUCUCUACAUGAGGAAUGUUAAUAUAAUAACAAUUUCUUAUACCAUUUAAAGUUAAAGGCUUCAUACUCUGGUAUUUCUUUGGUGGCUCAGCUUGUGAUCAACCAGUUCUAAACACUGAUGAUGAUAUUUUAAAUAUCUAAAACGUUCUGUGAUGUAGCCCUUAAAGGAGUUUUGAUAAAUGUUGUACAUUUUAUAAAUCGUUAUUCGUUGUGGAUUUUGCAAAAAGUAAGUUUUCAGUUUUCCAAUCCUUUUUUGUUACAGAUCUGUACACUUUUGUACAUUUCGCUUAAAUUAGAGAUACUGGUUACAGAAAAAUGUAGUUUUUUUUGUCUCUGAACUCUUGCAAUGGUUCUGUAACGAGAAAAAGUUAUAGUAUGUAUAGUAUAUUGUCAUGUUUUCCUAUAAUUAUUUUAAGUGUAAUAUAUGUACAUAUUUUAAGUUACUGUAGUUUUAAGGUGAAAAAACAUUUUUAUUUUAAAUCAGAAUAAAUAUUUAUUUCCGA